Molecule: messenger RNA, 894 nt
Organism: Cladophialophora immunda
Lineage: Eukaryota; Fungi; Ascomycota; Eurotiomycetes; Chaetothyriales; Herpotrichiellaceae
Exons: 2
Coding region: 1-894 (297 amino acids)
Source: RefSeq, a predicted model, not a curated record
AUGGAGAAUUCGACAAUGGGUGGCUACAAUGAACUAGCAGGAGUGAUGGGAUCUUAUCCAGGGCUCUGUAUCUUCCGGAGAUUUCUCAUCCUGAAUGCUAGGAACCUGCUCUGCCUGCAGGCUGAGAUUGUGAACCACGAGCAUGCUCUUCGGGUAGCCAUCGAGGACGACCGCAACGCGGCCGAUCCGUUGAGGAAGGAAUUCGAGUCCGACAUUUCGGCUAUGAAAGGUCCACACGAGCACCCCCUUACUGGCCUGCAAUGGACCAGAACCCUCGAGAUGCGAGGCCUGCUCAGAGAGUACAACACAGCCCUUCUCCAAUUUGCCUCCCUCUGCCGGCUUGCUCCUGUAAACAAGGCCGACUUGGCCACGCUCCACGAGUUGCUCGAGAAGCCGCCCGGCAGUGGAGACUCGUUUCUGACGGCUCAUGAGUUCGAAACAUGGGAUGAGGAAAAUAUCAAGGACCUGACUUCAGUGGCCGGGCUGCACACUGAUAGAGACGCCCUGUCGAGAUUCAUCGAUAAAAUGGCAAAAUCUGUCUACCAUAAGCACGUUGGCCACAAAUUCCAUGACCCCAUCGCGGUCGUCGAGGCGUGGGCAGGUGCCGGAAAACAUAAGCACAUCAUCAACUAUCCUGACAGCUAUAUCACGACCACCAUCGACACGUUGUCUACUAUUUUGGCCUCGGUGCUCCCGACCGUUGCAGCCUUCGGAAUCUAUCUCAUCAAUGACCCUAAGAAGAGGAUGGCGGCUAUCGUAGCGUGCACCCUUCUCUUCUCCACAGUACUCUCGCUGGUUGCCCGACCCAAACGAGCUGAAUGUUUCGCGGCGUCCGCUGCUUUCGCAGCUGUUCUUGUCGUCUUUGUGGGGAAUUCAAAUGGAAAUUCGUGCUAG